Exaiptasia diaphana is the source of this 1426-nucleotide messenger RNA. RefSeq names its product protein LSM14 homolog B. Gene Ontology annotation, biological process: cytoplasmic stress granule assembly; P-body assembly. The record is from RefSeq and is a predicted model, not a curated record. Gene Ontology annotation, molecular function: mRNA binding. Gene Ontology annotation, cellular component: P-body. Lineage: Eukaryota; Metazoa; Cnidaria; Anthozoa; Actiniaria; Aiptasiidae.
GAUUACCUUGUACAUGUAGUUUUGGUCUUGGCUGAAUUACUGUUUAGAAUCUGGGCCAUCUUUGGCCAUCCUCUAUUGAAAACUAUAUCGCAUUUAAAAAAUCGAAAAUAUGAGUGGUCCYGCUACUCCGUAUAUAGGUAGUACAAUUAGUUUGAUUUCAAAUGCAGGAAUACGGUAUGAAGGUACUUUAUUCUGCAUUGACACGAAGGAAUCAACUGUGACGCUUGCCACAGUUCAGUCUUUCGGGACUGAAAACCGUCCUGUCGAAAAGCAAGUGGCUGCUCGUCCAGACGUUUACGAGUACAUCGUAUUUCGUGGCAAAGAUAUCAAAGAUUUGACUGUUAAAAAAGAACCACCCAAGCCGCAAGUUCAGGACCCAGCCAUAAUCAAGUCUGCAGCAGUUGGCAGUAGUCCUGGUUUGACACCAUAUUCAACACCUUAUCAGACACCAGGAGUUUUCAGCCCAUUUGGAGGAUUACCAUAUAGUAAUUACCCYGUUGGUUAUCAACCACCACAACAUUUUCAGCAGGAGAACCGAAUGCCACCAAUGGCGCCUCACAUGCAUGGCAGYAUUCCACAAACCUCCAAUUUGUUACCACGAAAUGCAACCCCUCCUAUCCCAGGUCUUGGUCUAUCAAGAAAUAGCACCCCUUCUCCUGACUUGUUAAACCAGUCUGAGGUAAAAACACAGGAAACCCAGACAAAGACAACCACUCAACAUGCAACCCAAACAACUAAAAAGAAAAGAAAGAACUCAGCUGAUAAGACAUUUGAAAAAGAAAAUAAAAACCCAGAACAGUCUAUUUCAGAGAAAAAUGAGGAAAAGCCUCGACAAGAUAGGAAAGCUGACACCAAGUCUAGAGGAACUAAUCGUAGAGGAAGAAGAGCUGGUUACCGUGGUUCAAGAAAAGAGUCRCAACCUAAAGAAUUUGAAGAUGACUAUGAUUUUGAAAGUGCUAAUGCCAAUUUUAAGAAGGAAGAAAUUGAAGAGGAAUUGCAAAAAAAACUUGGAUUGGUAUCACUUAAUGAUGAGGUUGAAGUUGAAGGUGAGGAAAAUCCAGCAGCACACAAUCCUGAACCAGUGAGAUACUAUGACAAGGAAAGCUCUUUCUUUGACUCCAUAUCAUGUGAGGCUAAAGACAGGGAGAAAAACAAAAGGAGUCACCCUUCUUGGCAAGAAGAGAGAAAGCUUAACACUGAAACCUUUGGGACGUCUGGAUUUCGCCGUGGCAGGGGAGGAAGAGGACGUGGUCGUGGUAACUUCAGAGGACGUGGAGGGGGUAGAGGAGGCUACCGUGGUCGUGGUUGGCGUGGUGGUAGAGGGUCUAGAGGAAGUAGCAGAGGAGGUCCACAGAAAGACUGGGUUGAUUAUCCAUUGGAUGCUGAUACUUCAAAGUUGCAGCARAAUCUACCAAGUGGAACAACU